ACAAAAACAGAAUCUGSCUCACAGCAUUSUGUUUCCUGACAAUCAGACAAUUUGGGGAAGGAAACUAUAAUGUACAACAGAGUAUCGAAUAAGCAUCAUCGUUCCAGAGACAUGCUAUUUCGCAACGGGUGUUGACUCGUGAGAUAAAAAAGAUUUUAAUCCGACGUCGAUUGGGAAUAAAGAGACAUAGCCACCGCGGAACACGGCGAAGCGCAUCAGAAGAAGCCAAUAUUGCACACGCCACAGCUUCUAGUGYCAGUAACAGCGGCAGCACAAUGCUCCUCACGAGAGUCGUCCGGGCGGCAAGCAGCGCCCACAAAACCGCCACAGCGGUAGGGAACCACAAGAUGGGGUUUGAAACCGCCCUCGGGAAGACGUUUCUGGACCGGAAGAACGCGUCGGGAAUCCUGACGGCGUGCAUAUGGUGGACGACCCUGGAGUUCUCGGGCAAGUCGUCGUCGCUGGCUUCGCAGUGGAAGCAAUCCCCGRCGUUUGGGAGCAUUACAAAGCAUUAGACAAAGGCCAGAKGAGACGAAAGAAUUGRUUGCGGAGYUCCGACAAUCUUGCCAUCCACAAAGGUACACAUGGAGGCAUUUGUGCGAGAACAAAGAAAUAGCAAGAUUACGCAGAUGGUGGRAAAGUGAAAAAGAAUACAUUAGAAUUAAAAAUAAUACAUCCGAAUAGAAAUGCGCUYGAUCUUGAUGUUAACCGRGUCAAUCAUUGAUCAGCUGGGAAAGAMAAUAUAAAAUUUGUUUACAG
Pseudo-nitzschia multistriata is the source of this 759-nucleotide messenger RNA. The record is from the annotation of a GenBank genome assembly. Lineage: Eukaryota; Bacillariophyta; Bacillariophyceae; Bacillariales; Bacillariaceae.